Messenger RNA from Telopea speciosissima, 1440 nucleotides. RefSeq names its product pyruvate dehydrogenase E1 component subunit beta-1, mitochondrial-like. NCBI's taxonomy places the organism in Eukaryota, Viridiplantae, Streptophyta, Magnoliopsida, Proteales, Proteaceae. The transcript has 14 exons. The record is from RefSeq and is a predicted model, not a curated record. The coding region runs from base 105 to 1235 and encodes 376 amino acids. Gene Ontology annotation, biological process: pyruvate decarboxylation to acetyl-CoA. Gene Ontology annotation, molecular function: pyruvate dehydrogenase (acetyl-transferring) activity.
AUUGUUUCUUUCCAUUCCCUGCAUAAAUCCGAUGUCAUUUAAUUCAUUGGAAUAGCUUACUGUUCAUUUCAUGAUCAGGGCUAUCUUGAGCGAAACCAAGAAGGAUGUUCGGGAUUGUAAGGCGAAGAAUUGGUUUCGGUGCCUCUCAUGCUUCGAUUCUGGAUCGUUGUUUGCAUGGGAUACGACCUGCACUAUCCACAUCACGAUGCUACUCAACGGCAGGGAAAGAGAUGACAGUUCGAGAAGCUCUAAACUCUGCACUUGACGAGGAAAUGUCUGCUGAUCCUAAAGUCUUUCUAAUGGGUGAAGAGGUUGGUGAAUAUCAAGGUGCAUACAAGAUUUCCAAAGGUCUCUUGGAGAAGUAUGGUCCUGAGAGAGUUCUUGAUACUCCAAUUACAGAGGCUGGUUUUACGGGUAUUGGAGUUGGUGCUGCUUACUAUGGUCUUCGGCCAGUUAUAGAGUUUAUGACAUUUAACUUCUCUAUGCAGGCCAUUGACCACAUCAUUAAUUCUGCUGCAAAGUCGAACUAUAUGUCUGCUGGCCAGAUAUCCGUGCCAAUUGUUUUCAGAGGACCAAAUGGUGCUGCUGCUGGAGUUGGUGCCCAACAUUCCCAGUGUUAUGCAGCUUGGUAUGCCUCUUGCCCUGGGUUAAAAGUGUUGGCUCCGUACUCAUCAGAAGAUUCUCGUGGCCUACUUAAAGCUGCUAUAAGGGACCCUGAUCCUGUUGUUUUCCUUGAAAAUGAGUUGCUAUAUGGUGAGUCUUUUCCUGUUUCAGCAGAAGUUCUUGAUUCAAGUUUCAGCCUGCCAAUAGGGAAAGCAAAGAUUGAACGAGAAGGAAAGGACGUGACCAUUACUGCUUUCUCGAAGAUGGUUGGUUAUGCUCUCAAGGCAGCUGAAAUACUUGCAAAGGAAGGAAUUAGCGCUGAGGUUAUAAAUCUACGCUCGAUUCGACCUCUGGAUAAACCGACAAUCAAUGCUUCUGUCAGGAAAACCAAUAGACUAGUGACAGUUGAAGAAGGGUUCCCUCAGCAUGGUGUUGGGGCUGAGAUCUGUACAUCUGUUGUUACGGAGAGCUUUGGCUAUCUCGAUGCUCCAGUGGAAAGGAUUGCUGGAGCAGAUGUUCCCAUGCCUUAUGCUGCAAAUCUUGAGAGAAUGGCUGUUCCACAGGUUGAGGAUAUUGUUCAGGCAGCAAAAAGGGCAUGCUACAGAUCAGUACCCAUUGCUGCAGCUGCUUAAACAUAGCACUAUAGCAGGCAGUGUCAAUCUCUCCUACUUUAAUGUAAUCUUUUUGGCGAUUGUUAUCAUUAGCAUUCUAUUUUGAAGUCCUAUCUUCGGUGGAGAGUUCAGACAACUGGAAUGGCAUAACUGUGGUGGUUGGUUUAGCACAUCCAAUGAUGCUGGGACACAUAUUAAGGCGCCCUUCAAGGAUUAGGGUUUUGUA